Rosa rugosa (rugosa rose) is the source of this 2173-nucleotide messenger RNA. RefSeq names its product serine/threonine-protein phosphatase 7 long form homolog. Lineage: Eukaryota; Viridiplantae; Streptophyta; Magnoliopsida; Rosales; Rosaceae. The coding region runs from base 1313 to 1771 and encodes 152 amino acids. The transcript is spliced from 5 exons. The record is from RefSeq and is a predicted model, not a curated record.
AUCAAUGAGGGUAACGCCAAGCUCGUUCUCCAACUGAGAGGAACUUGUGCAGAGCAUCAUUAUAGAGGUCGAACUUGGCGCGGAGUAGAGGAAAAAGAAGCGCAGUCUCAAACUCAAGAAUAUCUCCAUCUUAGACUUCGUGGGUCAUCGUUAUUUCCUUCGCUCUCACCCGCCGGCUUUCAAGUAUGGCUAGAGGUUCUAAACACCAUGAUUGCCCCAUAACCUCAAAGACAAAAAGAAAAUUUUGUUCUCAACCUUCUCAGUCAGUAGCGGAUGAUGGUAUACUAGAGGCUGGGGUUGAUACUGGGGAAGAACAAGCUUCUGAACCAAUUACAGAUGCAGAUGAGCCUCUAAGUGGUCCAUUUCCAGGAGGUCCUCAUGAUCCAUCGGUAUUGAAGAGCUUUAAAAGUCAUGUAGCAGCUGCUAUAUGGUUUAAUAAGGAACAUGAUCCGUUGAAACUUCAGAACCAUUCAUAUAAGCUCACACAAUGGGUAUUUGAUGAACAUGUUACUAACCAUAAGUUUUGGAGUUACAUUGAUGGGUCUAGGUUGAGGCCAUUAGUUAACUGUUCAUAUUUAAUUGGUAAUAGAGUUGUUGUGUCAGCCUUUUGUGAGAGGUGGCAGUCUGAGACGAAUACAUUUCACUUACCCUUUGGUGAAAUGACAAUGUAGACUUACCCUUUGGUGAAAUGACAAUUACAUUGGAUGAUGUUUUUAACAUUUUAGGUAUUCCAAUUCAGGGUGAUUCCAUAUCGGUACCUGAGGGUGUGCGGUUAGACAAAACUUAUUAUGCAUCUUUACUGUCAUCUACACUAGGAGUUACUAUAGAUGAGGCAAAGAAUGAAAUGAGUCGAUAUGGUGGAAAUGGGGUAACACUAGAGUGGUUGAGAUUAAGAUUUCAGAGUGUUUCAGAUGAUAGUUCUCUUGAAUUUAUUGAGUUCGCAGCAAGAGGAUUCUUGCUAUAUAUAUUAGGUUGCACACUUUUUGUGGACAAGACUGGGAAUAGGAUAAAUGUGAUUUACCUACAUUUUUUACGGGAUCUUAAUAGGGUUGGUCGGUAUGCCUGGGGAGCUGCAGGGUUAGCAUUUUUAUAUCGACAGUUAGGACUUGCAUCUAGAGUUGGUUUUAGGCAAAUUAGGGGUUAUUUGACAUUGCUUGAGGCUUGGAUAUAUGAGCACUUCCGGAAUGUAGUUUCCCCUCAUCUUCGUGUUGAAUAAUCAGAGAAUGAGCCACGAGCGAAUGGUUGGGAACCUCGAAAAGAUGCAGGUUUGUCACUAGUUUACGUGCAAGCUCUUUGCCAACAGCUUGAUCAUAUGCAGGCACACGAGGUCAUAUGGGAUCCAUAUCGUGGUCAUAGGGAGGCUCAUCCAUUAUUGGAAAUCACAUUUUACACAGGAAUGCUUAAGUGUUUAGAUAUUGUGGAACCAUAUUAUCCUGAUAGGGUUCUAAGACAAUUUGGUCGAGUUCAAACAAUUCCUCGCAACCCUUACACCCCAUCUCGUGUUCGACGAGUUUCUGAUUCCAAAUCGUACAAGGUUGUGUAUGAGUACUUUGAUGGAUUGUGGCAAAGAUGGCGAGAUCACGUGUUAGCAGAUGCCAACCGAAGCACUCCAGUUAAGUUUUCAUAUGAAUGCACUCCAGAAUACUUAUCGUGGUACCAAAAGAUCACACAUCCCUAUGUUCAACACCCUGAUCGGGUGUCUGCUGCAGUUGAUUCAAAUGAGGAAAAUCAUCCAUUACAGCAGGGAACACUCGACCAAUGGCAUUCAUGAGUGCUAGCUCUCUGUCAGUAACAAUCACACUUGGAAGACAGUCUUCAUUCAUCACACUCUUCAAUCUAGAUAAAGCCCAAACGUAAUUUUCUUUUUUCUCGGCAUGGAUGUAUGCAAAUGCAGCAUGGAAUGUUAAUUCUGUAGAUGUCACCCCUACAAUCUCUAACAAUGGAUAUCGAAACUUAUUUGUCUUGUAUGUGGCAUCCAUUAUUAAAACAUAAGGAAAUGCACGUAGCAGAUUUACACUAUCAGGAUGAGUCCAGAACAAGUCACUCACAAUGUUCUCUGUACCAUAACUCCUAUGCCACUCCACAUAAUUGUAUUUCUGCAAAUUGUUUAGCAAUAUUUGCAUCUCUGACCUACCAGCUUUUUCAACCACCCUUUGAAUAUGUCGAGCAUUGU